AUGAGACCAAUAGACUCCAUAGUUUCCAAGUUCAGAGUGCAAAAGCAUACAUCAAACCUUGCUGAUAAUCCGGCUGUUCUAAAACACCCAGAGGAUAUGCCAAAAUUAACAAGUUGUCUAAGGUGUAGGAAAUUAAAGAAAAAAUGUGACAAGAGUACCCCACAUUGUUUGAAUUGUGAAAAUGCAAAUGAAGAGUGUACCUAUGUGAAACGGAAACCAAGGCAAAGUAAGAACGGUAAGACAACGACCCUGGAAUCUUCUCUAGAUCCUCCUUCACCAAUGGUGAAUGAAACUUUUACAGGUUUUUCGUAUCUUAACCAAUCCCAACCUAAUGAUUUGUUUAGACAUAUACCAUCAGCUACCACCAACACAAGCACAACUACAUCUACCGUAGCAGCAGCAGUACCACCAACUACAAAUACAAGCGAAUCUGUAUCAUCAUCUCGAUCUCACACACCACCGAUAUUAAAUUCAAUCGAUGCUAGAGCUCCCAAUUUCCAUUCGUACCCGAAACAAAUUUCUAAAGUGCUAAUUAGUGCUGUGGGUAUUAAGACCAAUUCAAAUGUGAGUAUCAUUCCACCAAUAGUAGAUAAAGAUUUGUUAACAUCAAUAAUCGGUCUGUUUAUGCAACACAAUUAUCGAAUUUGUCCAGUGAUACACAAGAAAGAAUUUUUGGAGAAUUUUCAAAAAUUAUUUAAAGAAGAUGGAAUCGUAGAUUUAGAUUCUCAUCAUGAUCCCUAUGAAUUGUACAUGGUUUUGGCAGUUGGAAGUACUGGUUUAGAACGUACAGGAAUUAUUAGCAGAGACAAAAAAUUAUCUGAAUACUUUGUAUCGAUGGCCCUAUCGCAUGUUCAUAAUAAUUUAUCUACCAAUAGUCUAACUAAUGUGAGAAAUUUGACAUUGCUUGCACUAUACUCAUUUUUUAACCCAGCAGAAUAUACAUCUUGGGAAAUCAUGGGUAAGUUGACAAGACUAGCUAUUCAUUUAGGAAUGAAUCACAAGAUUCUGGAUCAAGAUGCAAGAAACUUGUCUUCCAAAGAAAUUGAAAUGAGAUCAAGAUUAUUCUGGUCAGUCUAUAAUAUAGAUCGUUUGAGUUCUGUUUCACUUGGAAGACCAGUGGCACUUCAAGAUGAUGAUAUAAAUGUCCCCUUCCCACAAGUUUUAGAAGAAGAUGAGACAGAGGAUAUUGCUGUAAACCGGUUAGUGAUCAAUUUGCGUAGAUUGGAAGGUAAAAUCUUGAGAAGAGUCCAUUCUGUCAACAUUUACAAGAAUUUUAUUAACAAAGAUAAACUGCAAGAAGAAGUUUGUCAGGAAAUAUUAUCAGAUUUACGUAAAGAGAUUGAAGAUUGGUAUUACCAGGUCAAAUCUGUUGAUAAUGCCAACACAUCCGUCAGACAGUCAGUUUCUUUCCAUUUACUGGUUCCUUGGUAUACUGCAAGAUAUAACCACUUGUUAAUCCUUUUGUAUCGUCCUUCUUAUUUAAAUCCAAGACCAUCACAAGACCUUCUUGAUAUUCUUGGUAAGUCAUGUUUAGAGACAUUGUCAUAUACUUAUAAAUUGUUCAAGGCCAAACUCUUACCGUUAAAUUGGACCACUUUGUAUCGUUUUUUGAUGGUAUGCACCACAAUCCUUUAUUGUUUGUGUAAAUGGGCCAUAGAUCUCAUGGAGUCGAAAACAGAAAUUUGUUACUGUAUUGAAAUUUUCCAAGCAUUUGGAAGUGACUGGAUAGUUGCAAAGAAAUGUGCUGAGGUGUUUAGAAAAAUUGAAAACAAAUUGCUAGAAAUUACUUUAUCAGACGGUCAUGUUAGCGACAUGGACAAUUUGUCCAAAGAACUAUUAGGUGCAAGCUCAUCAUAUCAUGAGAUAUUGAAUGUUCAUUCAGUUGAUCUUUGUAUCGAUACUGAUUUCAUGUACAAUUUUUGA
Candida albicans SC5314 is the source of this 1923-nucleotide messenger RNA. RefSeq names its product Stb5p (gene STB5). The transcript has a single exon. The coding region runs from base 1 to 1923 and encodes 640 amino acids. Gene Ontology annotation, biological process: positive regulation of transcription by RNA polymerase II; DNA-templated transcription. Gene Ontology annotation, molecular function: DNA-binding transcription factor activity, RNA polymerase II-specific; zinc ion binding; sequence-specific DNA binding. The record is from RefSeq and is a predicted model, not a curated record. Lineage: Eukaryota; Fungi; Ascomycota; Pichiomycetes; Serinales; Debaryomycetaceae.